AUGGAUCGCCAUGCAAAGCCAAUGCGCGGCGGAUGCGCGGCGAAUGUCUUGCAUGAAAGGGAACUGCGAAGCGAAAUAGUAUGGACUGUCAUUAGUAAUCACACUGAGACGGCGACUUCGUGGAAGUCAAAAAUGAAAUUCGACGAGUUUCUUUUCAGCAACUUGGGCGAGAUUGGAAAGUACCAGAAGAUUCAAUUUUUUCUCGUAUGCCUUCCAUCAAUCAUCGUUUCGAUGCAUGCGCUCAGUUGGACUCUGGCCGCCGUCCCAGUGCCCUAUCGAUGCGCCUUACCAUCAGAAACUCAUGACUCACCUUAUUACUCGAACGACUCACGUCUGAAGCUAACUGAAUGCAAAGGAUGGGAUGGAGUUCCUGUUUCGAUGAAUGCAUCUGGGAGUCCCAAAGUCCAUUGCUACUACGAGCAGCAGUGCGAAAUCGGUGGCGAAACAUGUAGCGAACAUGUUUUCGACAGAUCAAGGAUCGUAUAUUCAGCGAUGGAUCGGUGGGAUCUCGUUUGUGCUCGUGGUUCUAAUCGUGCCCAUGUACAGCUGUUUUAUUAUGUUGGACAAAUGAUUGGCUCGGUCGUAUUUGGGAUGCUUGGAGACAGAAUUGGACGCAAGAAAGUUCUUAUUCUUGCUAUAAGCACACAAGUUACUGCCGGUCUUCUCAGUGUGGUUGCUCCUACAUGGUGGUCAUUUGGCUUCUUGAGGACAUUCCUUGGUCUCUCACAUCCCGGGAUUUUCGUUACUGCUGUCGUCAUCGGUACAGAACUAGUAGGUCCAAAAUACAGGAAAUUGGCGUCUGUCAUUACUGGUAUACUUUUUGCUGUCGGCCAAAUUAUCUUGGGUAUUGAAGGAAUGUUUAUAACACAUUAUCAGAUCUUGCAAUCAGUCAUAACCUUAUCUGGACUUAUAUUUUUAACUUAUUGGUGGGUGAUACCGGAAAGUGCUCGCUGGUUAGUAACACAGAGAAGGUAUGAGGAAGCAGACAAAGUUUUACGGCAUGCUGCGAAAGUCAACGGAGUAACGUUACCUGAAAAAUGGUGGGAACAACUGGAUUCCGAAAAUGCUGAAAUGAAAGGAAAGGAAGUGAAGAAGUAUAAAGCUUGGGACUUGUUGAAAACGCCGGUGCUGAGGAAGAGAGCUUUGAUUGCAUUCUUUUUAUGGCCAUGUGUUUCAAUGGUUUAUUACGGUAUGGCCUUGAAACCCAAUGUACUGGGAGGUGAUAUGUACAUAAAUUUCGUAUUCGCUGCAUUAGUGGAAAUUCCAGCACUUGUACUAGUCUUUUUGGGUCUCGACCGAAUUGGUCGUCGUUUUGUUACUAGCCUUGGAUAUUUUCUUGCUGGAGCUUGUUUACUUGUAAAUUAUUUCAUGGGAGAUAAUGUGCCAUUAGCAGUUUCAAUCAUACAAAUGAUGAUCUCCAGAGGUGCCAUUACCGGCACCUACGCAGCCAUGUAUACGUAUACACCUGAGCUUUUCCCUACAGUAAUCAGAAACACAGCAAUGGGUCUAUGUAGUAUGAUUGCACGUGUUGGAGCGAUAUCGGCAACAUACCUCAGCUUAUGGAUUGCGGAAUUACCGAAUGGCAAGGUUUACAUGAUCAUCCCGUUCGCAGUCAUGGCUAUCACAGCAGCCGUUCUCACGCUUUUCGCCUUGCCAGAGACGAUGGGCACAGCAUUGCCUGAAACUAUUGCCCAAGUAGAAGGCGAAGAAGAACCGUUACCACAAGAGCUCCAGCCUCUUCGGCCAAAAACGACAACGGAGGAGGACGAAUCAAAUCUCAAAUCUGGGGAAACUGAACAUACCAAUAAUACGCAAACACAAAAAAUAUCUGCCAUUGAUGAGAAUGACUAGUCAGUUUGCAUGGUUCUUAAAUCUACAAUUUCUGUUGAUAGGAACUUCUUCAAUCGGUUCUUCUGCAUUUUCUCGAGUACAAGUUUUCAUAUUACUAGCACAAGAGAUCUCCAAAAAUAUAAUGCCUUGACCAUUUUCGCUUAGUUCGAGCAUUUCUCAUUUACAGUAAGAAAUAACUCCGUGGUGAUAUGAUCCAGUGAUAUUGUUUAGCAUUUUCUCACAUAUUCAGAUGUUUUUGAUAAUCUGUGGUUCAGUUAUAGUCAGCAUGUAUCUUCUAUCAAUUUUAUUUUGAUUUGAAAAAUGUUAUAACGGCUGUAUUAUGAGCAUUCAAUGCAUUAUUCAUUUAAUCGUUUAUAUGUCUAGAGGAGGAAAGAAUGAUUUCGUACGAUUAAAAGGAA
This is a messenger RNA of Cylicocyclus nassatus, 2249 nucleotides long. The record is from the annotation of a GenBank genome assembly. Lineage: Eukaryota; Metazoa; Nematoda; Chromadorea; Rhabditida; Strongylidae.